Clupea harengus (Atlantic herring) is the source of this 1431-nucleotide messenger RNA. RefSeq names its product E3 ubiquitin/ISG15 ligase TRIM25-like. The transcript has 7 exons. Bases 73 to 1431 code for a protein of 452 amino acids. The record is from RefSeq and is a predicted model, not a curated record. Gene Ontology annotation, molecular function: zinc ion binding. NCBI's taxonomy places the organism in Eukaryota, Metazoa, Chordata, Actinopteri, Clupeiformes, Clupeidae.
ACCUAUUUAGCUUUCCCUGUAGCCAGAGCGUGUGUGCCUGUGUGGUAGGUGAAACUCUCUUUUAGUCUGUGUAUGUGUGCCUGUGUGGUAGGUGAAAUGGCCAGUGCUUCAGUGUUUCAGGAUGAGUUCUGCUGUCCUAUCUGUCUGGAUCUGCUGACGGACCCGGUGACUGUUACCUGUGGACACAGUUUCUGUUUGAAGUGUAUUACAGGGUGCUGGGAUCAGGAAGACCAUAAGGGUGUUUACAGCUGCCCCCAGUGCAGAGCAACCUUUACUCCUAGGCCUGCACUGGGGAGAAACACAAUGAUGGCUGAUGUUGUGGAGAAGCUGAGGAAGAUAGAAGUCCAGUCUGAUGCCACGACUCCUUGCUACGCCGGACCAGACGAUGUGGAGUGUGAUUUCUGCACUGGGAGAAAACACAAAGCCAUCAAGUCGUGUCUAACAUGCAUGGGCUCUUACUGUGAGGUUCAUAUCCAGCCUCACAAUGAGGUGGCCUGUCUGAAAAAGCACAAGCUAGUGAAUGCCUCCUCACGGCUACAAGAUAAGCUCUGCUCACAACAUGACAGAAUCAUUGAGGUGUUUUGUCGCACAGAUCAGAAGUUAAUAUGUAUGCUCUGUUCAAUGGACGACCACAACGGACACAAAAUUGUUUCCGCCAUAGCAGAACGAACUGAGAAGCAGAAAGAGUUGUUGGUGAUGAAGAGGGAUAACCAGAUGCAGAUCCAGCAGAAGGAGAAGGAGGUGGAAGAGGUGAAAGGGGCUUUGAAGUCUCUGCAGGCCUCUGCACUAAAAGCUGAUGAGGACACAGAGAGGAUCUUCACUGAGCUGAUCAGCUUCAUGGAGAAAAAACACUCUGAGGUGAAAGAGUCGAUCAGAGCUCAGGAGAAGGCAGAGGUGAGUCGAGCUGAAGGACUCCUGAAGCAGUUGGAGCUGGAGAUCGCUAGGCUAAAGAACAGAGAUGCUGAGAUGGAGCAACUCCAGCCAAUUGAGGACCCCAUUGAUUUCCUUCAGAGUUUCCAGCCACACCUCAACUCCUCAUCUGUGGCUAAGAACCUUCCCAAGGUUACUUUUUAUCCACAGUUCUACUUCAGUAACAUUCCCAAGGUUACUUUUGAAACAAAGUUCUCCUUCAGCGAAGUGAUGAAAUCAGUGUCUCCGUCUCUAAAUGAGAAAACAAAACAGUUCCUCCAGGACAUAUUUAAAGUCACAAGCUUCUUCAAGGGGGACACGGUCAAACUGAAGACUCCUCAGACUGUCUACAAGACUUUACGAUGUAAUAUUAGGUCUGGAUACGGGUACAACGAACACGAUUAUACCAUCACAGUCAGUGGUGUGGGUGAGGUAACAGAGUUUGGGUUCAAGCCUCACCUAUCAGACCCGACGGCUCUCUUCAGGCCCUUCAGCAACACCAGGGUCAGUGUUGAAGACUGA